Messenger RNA from Neopsephotus bourkii (Bourke's parrot), 1501 nucleotides. Its product is annotated as serine protease 33-like. Gene Ontology annotation, molecular function: serine-type endopeptidase activity. The transcript is spliced from 10 exons. The record is from RefSeq and is a predicted model, not a curated record. Gene Ontology annotation, biological process: proteolysis. Lineage: Eukaryota; Metazoa; Chordata; Aves; Psittaciformes; Psittacidae. The coding region runs from base 1 to 1290 and encodes 429 amino acids.
AUGAGGGGGCGUGGCCUGGCGGACAGUAGGCGUGGCUUACCGGGCGCCAUGGCAGCGCCUCCAUCUCUCUCCGCGUCUCCAUGGCAACGCCCCCCUCCCUUCGCGCAUGCUCAGAGGGCGCGCUGCCCCAUGGCCCGUCAUGCCUUAACACGCUUCAACACGCUUGGACACGCCACCACCGCCCUAUGGCUGCUGCUGCUCGCAUGUGGAGCUGGGGUGGCUGAGGAGGGUGAUGAAGCGCCCCUCCCCCCCUGCGGGCUGCCCCAGCCUCGCGCCCGCGUCGUGGGGGGGGAGGCGGCGGCGGCGGGGGCGUGGCCGUGGCUCGUGAGCCUGGAGCUGGGGGGGCAGCACCGCUGCGGGGGGACCCUGCUGAGCCCCCAUUGGGUGCUGAGUGCGGCCCAUUGCUUCCAGGGUGCCCCCGGUGCAGACUCCCCCCACUCCUGGCGGGUGGUGCUGGGGCGGCUGCACCUGGGGGGGGCAGAGGGGGAGGGGCAGGAGGUGUCGGUGAGCCGCGUGCUGCCCCACCCCCGCUACCGCCACGUGCGGGGGGGUCACGACCUGGCCCUGCUGCGCCUGCGCCCCCCCGCGCGCCUCGGCCCCGCCGUGCGCCCCCUCUGCCUCCCCCCCCCCGCGCUGGCCCUGCCCUAUGGGAGCCGCUGCUGGGUGAGCGGCUGGGGGCACGUGGCUGAGAACGUGUCUCUGCCCCUGGGCGCCCCCCUGCAGGAGGUGGCUCUGCCCCUGCUGAGCCCGGACACCUGCAACUGCCUGCACGCGGGGCUGCGGCGCAGGGAGCUGGGGCGCCCGGCCCGGCCCGGCAUGGUCUGUGCUGGGGGCACUGCCGGCAAGGGAGCCUGCCAGGCAGACUCGGGGGGCCCCAUCCAGUGCCAGGGGGGCUCCGGGCGCUGGUUCCAGGCCGGGGUCCUGAGCUUCGCCGUGGGCUGCGCGCGCCCGGGGCUGCCGGUGCUGGCCACGGCCCUGGGGGCCCACGCGCGGUGGCUGCGGCGCCACCUCCCCCCCAGCGCCUUCCUCCCGCCCCACGGCGCCGCCCCCGAGCCCCACAGCGAGGACGGGAUCUGCCUGGGGUGCGGGAUGUGGGGCGGCCCCGCUUUGGCGCCCCCUAGCGGCGCGGCGUGGCCCUGGUCCGUGGUGCUGCUGCGGGGGGGGCGGCCCCAGUGCUGGGGGGCGCUGAUAGCGGAGAGCUGGGUCCUGAGCGCCGCGCACUGCUUCAUCGGGCUCCCUCAGCCCCAUGGAUGCGCUCAGUGUGGAGGUGUCGCUGCCGGGACCCUGUGAGACCCCGACCCCCAACGGCACCGUUUGUGUCACCGUGCUCGAGGGCAACAGCAGCCGGCAGGCUCUUGCUGGCUCCCCAUUGGCCUGCCUGGAGCGAGGGGUCUGGUUCCUGCUGGGCACGGCCACAACCACUGCGGCAGCGGAGGGGGGGGGAGCGCUCCCCUUCACCAGCGCCCCCCCCCUGGAGCGCUGGAUCAGUGGCAUCGCCCGA